Messenger RNA from Pararge aegeria (speckled wood butterfly), 2035 nucleotides. RefSeq lists its product as uncharacterized. Gene Ontology annotation, biological process: transcription by RNA polymerase I. The record is from RefSeq and is a predicted model, not a curated record. The transcript is spliced from 2 exons. Bases 149 to 1987 code for a protein of 612 amino acids. NCBI's taxonomy places the organism in Eukaryota, Metazoa, Arthropoda, Insecta, Lepidoptera, Nymphalidae.
UUAGUCUGUGGUGGUAGUGAUCUGUUAAAUGUCAAUGAAUGUCCAUCUUAAUUACAGUUUUAGGUUAUUUAAUAACCUUUCAUAAAUAUUUUUUCUUAAAAGAAGCUUGUUAUUAGGUACUUAUAUUUGGAUCGACUACACAUUUUUAAUGGAAACGUCUGAUGAAAGCUUUGCUUGGACAGAUGCUUCUAGUGAUUCUAGUAAAGAUAUGGGUUUGGUCGUAAAGCAAAAUAAAUCAGAGCAUCAUUCUGAUGAAGGAGAAGCUAGCAAUGAGAUGCCACAAUUUGUUCAAAUUAAAGAAAAAAAACGAGUAAAGAAACGGAAAAGGGAUAUGAUUCAUGAGGAAAUUGAGAAUGAUAAUAGUGAUUAUCAAAUAAACAGGUCUAUAAAGUCUGAGCCAAGCAGUGACUUUGAUGGUCCUAAAAGUAAUAAGAGACAUAAAAGUAAUGUAACCAGCAUCAACAGCAACUAUAAUGAAUCCUUACAUGAAGCUGAGGAAUACCUUAAUCUUAGAGUCAAACAAGAGCAGUGCUCUUUCAUGGAACCUACUCCAGUGAAAACAAAAAAGAAAAAAAAGUGCAAAGUCAUACCUGAAGCAAUUGAAAACCAGGAAUUAGAAAUUCAUAUUCCUUUAAAAGUGGAAAUUGGUAUUGAAGAUAACCAUUUAGAUACUUCUUCCCUUGUUAAUGGUGAACUUUCAGAAAUAAGUGAAAAAGAUGUUAGUAAAAGAAAGAAGAAGAAGAAGAAAAAGAAAAGGUCAUCAGUGGAUAAUGACAGCACUGAAAUAUUUCAAGAUCAAGACCAUAGUAAUAAGAAAAAGAAGAAGGACAAAGAAAUCGAGUCUAAUAGCAAUGAUGAUGUUGAAUUUCAAAAUGGUGUAAAUACUACUACCAGUCAAAUUAUAAGUUCAACAUUACUUAACUCUUUUCAAGAUAAUGACAAGGAACAAUCUAACAAUGAAAUACUAAGUGUAUCAACCCUUCUUAAUAGUCAGGAAUCUGUUGAAAUGGAAAAAAAAGCUUCUAGAAUAUCAGACAGAAUAAGGUAUGAAGAUGACAGUGUUGAUUAUCAGCUUGAAGAAUAUGCACCUAAAAUUGAAUUAUCAAUUCAACUUAAACAAUUCAUUAGUUCUAAUAACAAUUUAAUAGCAUUGCAAGCCAAUUUGCCAAGUAAUUCUGUGUUAAGUGAAGAUGAUGAAGUUUGGAUUGUUAAAGGACCACAUGAAAUUUCUGUUGGAGAUUUUGAGAAUACAAAUGUAACAUUAGACAGUAAGCAGAAAGUAAAGCUAAAUGGAAAAACUUAUGACAGCAUUAUAGAUACUAGCACAUGUGCAGUACCAAUCCUAUUAUAUAACAAAAAUAAAGCAUUCAUGAGAAAUAUGCCUUUAAUGGGUGUUAUUCAUCUGCGUAAAAGGAUUCCUAAAGUUCACAUUCCAUAUGAGUCUUUGAUGACAAUUAAUAAUGAAAGUAGUUUUAUUCCUUUGCCAGAUACUAAAUGCCGCCACCCAUUGUUUGGGAUCAAUUACAAAAAAGCUAUCAAAAUUCCAACAGCCAUAUCAAAACAAUUAAAUUCAUCAAAUGCUUCCUCUAAUACAGACAAUAAAAAGAAAAAAGUACAUAAAAUUAAAGAGAAACAUGAGAUUGAAUCUGACAUUGAAGUAAAACCAAGUAAUAAUGUUUUACACUCUAAAAAAAAGAGAAAAAAAAUUAAAGAAGAAAAAAAUGAGAUUGAAUCUGAAAAAGAGGUGAAAACAAGCUCCAAUUUGUUUAACUCCAAGAAAAAGAAACAGAAACUUAAAGGAAGUCCAAUUCAAUUUGACAAUGAGGUAAAAUCAAACAUUGGUGAACAACAAAACAGAAAGAAAAGAAAAAACAGUGAAGAGAUGCUGGUAGUGCCUAAGAAAGCCAAACGUGUGAAGCUAGACUUGAGCAGCGCUGAUGCAUGGGAGUCGGAGCAAGCCAUAGAGAAGACUCUCUUUGACUUUUAACAAUUACAAGUUUUAUUUUUACCAUUAAAUUGUUAUUAUUUGGCAAAA